UUGCGAUCAUUUCCAAUGUUGCAUUCGUCAUAUUUGGUAUAAUUUUGGUCGAAUUUUGCUUACUGUAUUCUAUAGUAAAUGAGAAAGCACGGAAGCUCUUUGUAUGGCAAAUGCAAUUUAUACCAGAUUCGCACUAUCUCAUUUAGGCACUUGCUCAUUUAUAUAAAUGAGGAACCGUUCACAUAAUAAUGAGCUCAUUUAUACAGCUUUUAGAACUUUUGGGUAUCCUGGAAGAGUCAAUGCCUCUUUUAUUUUUGAAAAUUCAUCACUUAAAAGCCAGUUAGAAAAUUGUAUUGCUUUAGAACACAAAAAUAGGGUGAUUAAUGGUGUCAAAAUACCCGUAUUGAUCCUAGGUGAUUCUGCAUUUCGAUUUUCCACCAAAGUUAUGAAACCAUACCCUUAUGAUGAAAACGCUAGCAUUGGUCAAAAAACUUUUAACUACCAAUUAUCUAAAUGUCGAAGAGUGGUUGAAAAUGACUUUGGACAGCUUAAGGCAAGGUUUCGCAGAAUAGGGAAGGGCAUUGACAACAAAAUCGAAAACGUGAACAGCAUAAUACGAUCCUGCUGUGUUCUUCACAACUUUUUAAAUGAAAAAAAUGAUGUAGUGGAAAAAAGUUGGGUACGUGCUCUGAAAAAACAACAUCUGGUUUCAGAACGACAACAACCAGAAGAAGUUUCAGUAUUAAAUGACGGCGAUCUAAAUGCAGAACAAAUAAGACGAUGUUUAGCUACAUUUUUUAGUGUUUCAGAAUCUUCCGACGUAGAUAUUGGGUCUAUCGGUGGAGAAGAGCAUUGCGACAGCAACGAUGUCUCAUUUGAUGACGGGCCCUGGUCUGAUAAAUAAACACAUUCAUUAUUUUG
Teleopsis dalmanni is the source of this 861-nucleotide messenger RNA. RefSeq lists its product as uncharacterized. The record is from RefSeq and is a predicted model, not a curated record. The transcript has 2 exons. NCBI's taxonomy places the organism in Eukaryota, Metazoa, Arthropoda, Insecta, Diptera, Diopsidae. Bases 167 to 844 code for a protein of 225 amino acids.